Sebastes umbrosus (honeycomb rockfish) is the source of this 2937-nucleotide messenger RNA. It is a transcript of the gene mysm1, whose product is annotated as Myb-like, SWIRM and MPN domains 1. Gene Ontology annotation, cellular component: BRCA1-A complex; BRISC complex. Gene Ontology annotation, molecular function: polyubiquitin modification-dependent protein binding; metallopeptidase activity. The transcript is spliced from 20 exons. Gene Ontology annotation, biological process: double-strand break repair. Lineage: Eukaryota; Metazoa; Chordata; Actinopteri; Perciformes; Sebastidae. The coding region runs from base 98 to 2722 and encodes 874 amino acids. The record is from RefSeq and is a predicted model, not a curated record.
UGUGCAUGUUACCUCCCACCACCAGGUGUCGCUGUGAGCAGAGCGGAGCGCUGUGGUCAUCCGGGUAUCGCUCCGUUGUUUACGUUUCUCCAACAACAUGGAGGACGAGGUGGAUGUUGAUAUCGAGGGAGACGAGUUUGACAGCAGUAUUAGUGAGCUGGAUGGAGGAGGUUUAGUUCAGGAGCAGUUUAUUCAGUCUGCCUGGAAGAGCAGCGCAGGAAUCCUGCCCUGGGAGCUGGACAGCUCCAUCAGCCCGGAGAACAGGGAGGUGAUAGAGAGGAUGCUGCUGGAGGAACAAUACUAUCUGACAGGUGAAGGGAUUCCUAACCAUAUUUGGGAAAGUGAUGCUCACAACGAGCCCAAAGUGAAGAAGUCUCCAGCCAAGACGUCGGCUUCAGGCGCCUCUUCUCAUUGGUCCAAACAGGAGAAAGACCUGUUUGAGGAUGGACUGGCUCAGUUUGGUCGAAGGUGGACUAAGAUUGCCAAGUUGGUUGGAAGCCGUUCCAUUCUUCAGGUCAAGAGUUAUGCCAGACAGUAUUUUAAACACAAGGCUAAAUCAGAACCCAGAGCUGCAGCUCCCUCUGCUGGUCCUGCGCUGCACCUACAACCUCCUCAACCCACCUCCAGUCAUGCAGCCACCCUGACAAACACAGUCCGCAUAGAGAAGCUCUCUGAUGAAGAGGACGAGGAGGUGGACAUCACUGACGACCUGAGCGAUGACGGAGACGAUGACAACAAACCGCAGGCUGUUGUCAAAACUGAACCAGAGCAGCAGCUAGUGAGCACCGAGGUCCAGGAAGACACUGAGGAGCAGAAAGAGGCGGGUCUGACUGAGACAGAGGACCGACCCAGCCUCACCUCACUGUCUCCACAAAGUCCUCAACCCUCGUCUUCCCUCCCUUACUCAGAGAUGACUGGUUUUACUGGGCUGGAUGAGAAAGGCAGUGAACGAGCAUCACUCCCUCAGACAAACUUGGAGCAAAUGACUGAUGAGAACGAAGGCCAGAGCUCCCAGUGUGAGAGCUCAGCGCAGACUGGUCAACUGGAAGAGGCCUGUAGUGAUGGCACAGAUUCUGCUGAUAAGACUGAGCAGAGUCCAGCUGAAAAGGAAGACCAGGAGGAGGAUGAGGAAGAGGAGGAUGAGGAAGAGGAGGAGCUUAAGGCACCUGAGCAGGAAGUAGAGAUGGACAUGGAGACCAUCGCUGAGGAUGAGAAACAAGCUAUCCCAGAGUUCUUUGAGGGACGACCAUCAAAGACCCCUGAAAGAUAUCUGAAGAUCCGAAACUACAUCCUGGAUCAAUGGUUGAGGAGUAAACCCAAGUACCUGAACAAGACGUCAGUCCGUCCUGGACUGAAGAACUGCGGAGACGUCAACUGCAUCGGGAGAAUACACACCUACCUGGAGCUCAUUGGAGCCAUCAACUUCAACUGCGAGCAAGCGGUCUAUAAUCGGCCAAAGGUGGUGGACCGCUCCAAGCAUAAGGUGGGCAGAGAUGUGCUUGAGGCCUACCAGCUCGCCCAGAGACUGCAGAGCAUGCGGACCAGGAAGCGCCGUGUUCGGGACACAUGGGGAAACUGGUGUGACUCUAAAGAUUUGGAGGGACAGACGUUUGAGCAUCUCAGUGCAGAGGAACUCGCUCUGCGGAGAGAAGAGAUGAAGAAGCAGCCGAAACCCUGCAAGAUCUCCAGAUUCAGAGGGUCUAUUGAUCCCUUCCAGUUGAUUCCCUGCAGGUAUUUUGGAGAGGAUGUGCAGGAACCCUUCCAGGUCAUUGUGUGUGCAGAGACUCUUCUCAUAAUGGACAUGCAUGCCCACGUGUCGCGGGGGGAAGUCAUCGGCCUGCUGGGUGGAACCUUCAAUGAAGAAGAGAGAGUAUUAAAGAUCAGUGCAGCAGAGCCGUGCAACAGUGUGAGUACCGGUCUGCAGUGUGAGAUGGACCCGCUGUCUCAGACGCAGGCCUGUGACGUGCUGUCGUCUCUGGGCUUCAGCGUUGUGGGCUGGUACCACUCGCAUCCCACCUUCCACCCCAACCCGUCAGUACGGGACAUCAACACGCAGGACCAGUUCCAGAGUUAUUUCUCGCGUGGCGGAGCGCCCUUUAUCGGGAUGAUAGUGAGCCCGUAUGACCCGGCCAAUCCUUCGCCCCACUCCCAAACUACCUGUCUGCUGGUGAAAGAGAGCCAGGAGGCUUUGGGCCCACAGAAGCUGCCCUACAGAUUCGACUUCCUGUCAUCACAAGACAUUCCAGACUGGGAGCAGACGUUGAGGAGAGCUCAGUGGAUCAUCCACAAAUACUGUCAAACACCCUGGAGUGUGCAGAUGGACAGAUUCUUCCAGAAAGACUCCCAUCUCACCUGUCUGGAGAAGAUGCUGUCGUCUCUGGCCAGGUACCUGGAGCCCCUGCCAGAUGAGGAGGGAGAUUCCUUCCUCACCCAGAUCCAGGCCCUUUUCCAGUCCGACUUUAUUGCCAAGCAGGAGCCGUCUGACCAGGAAGAGGAGGAAUCUUUAAAUAUCUCACACAGACCAGUGGACUCAGAUGACUUUGCUUUUGAUCAGCUGAUGGGUGAGGAGAGGCCUCGGGAGGGAGGAAGAGGCUCUGAUCCGGAUUCUGGCAGAACUUCAGACGGCAGAGUACAGACCACAGACACGACCUCGGAGACAGACAGCAGCACAGUUUUACAUCUGGGCUCUGUGUUGUCCACUGAACAUGACUAUCUACUGUGAUGGACAAUAUAUCUGACUGUAUAUUUAACAAAGUAUAAACUCUUAUGUAAAUAUGAUGAAGGUUUUGUAUCAGUAUUAUCAACUCACUCAUUUAGUUUUUUAAUAUUUUAUUAUUUUUUAGUAAAGUCCUUUAACCAAAAGCUAGAAAGAGAGAGAGAGAGAGAGGACAAUGUAUGUGUCAACUUUCUAAGUGAAAUAAAAAUCUGUUUAUAUAU